Messenger RNA from Botrytis deweyae, 750 nucleotides. RefSeq lists its product as uncharacterized. NCBI's taxonomy places the organism in Eukaryota, Fungi, Ascomycota, Leotiomycetes, Helotiales, Sclerotiniaceae. The coding region runs from base 1 to 750 and encodes 249 amino acids. The record is from RefSeq and is a predicted model, not a curated record. Gene Ontology annotation, biological process: proteolysis. The transcript is spliced from 2 exons. Gene Ontology annotation, molecular function: glutamic-type endopeptidase activity.
AUGAAGUACUCAAUUGCCGUCGCAGCUCUCCUUGUAAGCUCGGCUGUUGCAGCACCAACAACGAAGCUCAACGCCAAGCAAAGACUUGCUCAGCGAAACAAGAACGCUGCUCGUUCUGAAUACUAUAAUGAGAGCUGGUCCGGUGCCGUUCUUACUGGUGCUGUUUAUACUGGUGUUUCUGCUUCUUUUUCGAUACCCAAGCCACAGAUUGGUACUACAGGAGAGACCUCAGCAUCAGAUUUCACGGCUUCUACCUGGGUUGGUAUUGAUGGAUACAAUUGUAACAACCUCUGGCAAGCGGGAGUUGAUGCCACAAUUGAGAAAUCGACGGGUGAAGUUUCAUACUAUGCUUGGUAUGAAUGGUACCCCGCCGCAACUCAAGUCAUUGAUUUAGGUACUCUCACAGCUGAAGAUGUUAUCUCCGUAAAUAUCACCACUAGUGGCCUCAAUCAAGGAACCGUUGUUAUGAAAAAUAAAUCCACAGGAAAAUCAUACACCAAGACCGUUUCCUCGGCGAAUACUUUGUGUGGUGUUAGUGCUGAAUGGAUCAUGGAGGAUUUGAGCGUUGAUUCUAGCACUAUCGGUCUCGCAAACUAUGGAAGCGUUGUUUUCUCCGACGCAGUCGCUACUACUGCUUCCAAAACGGUCACACCAUCUGGCGCGGUAAUUUUGGAUAUUGAGACUAGCUCGAAUACUGUCCUAACGAAGUCUAGUGUUACUGAUAAGUCGGUAACCAUUGCUUAUGUUUAG